This is a messenger RNA of Toxorhynchites rutilus septentrionalis, 1688 nucleotides long. RefSeq names its product probable serine/threonine-protein kinase mps1. NCBI's taxonomy places the organism in Eukaryota, Metazoa, Arthropoda, Insecta, Diptera, Culicidae. The record is from RefSeq and is a predicted model, not a curated record. The transcript has 3 exons. Bases 174 to 1478 code for a protein of 434 amino acids.
GAAUGCAAAUCGGCAAAUGUCAUAACAUCAUAACGCGCAAAAAUAGCGUUUACAACGAAAAUUUUCUUCUCUUAGUACCGUUAAUUUAGCUACUUACCGAUGGUCUGAUUGUAUUGUACUUUGUGUCGCGUUGCCUUGUGAUAGUUAAAGUCUAGUCAAAACCAAAGAUAGCGAUGAGCUCGCGAACGUGCUCCUCGAUGGAUUUCUCCAGCUUUGUGAACGAAUUGAACCAGAGCCCCCAAAUUGAUUAUGAAAACGCCGCCAAUCGUAACUGUUACCUGCCGGAAACUCGUUUGUCGCAAGAUUUUGAGAACAGAAUGCAAAAACUUUUAGCCAACUACGAUUUGGAUGAAAUGGAUGUUGCUGCCGUAGACGACGAUGAUCCUCCGUCGGAAUCUGCUGUUUGCAACAAACUGGAAGCUAUGAAUGAAUGUAAUAAUUCCGGCUCAAAAAUUGAUAUGAGUCAAAACGGUUCUUUGGAUACCACAGCGGAGACCUAUUUCUCACCAGUGGAACUAUCGCCGGAUGAUUUCGAAAACAGUGACGACGAGGGAAGUUCCGACGAACAGCAACAGUCGCGUUCGCUUUCACUCUCGUACUCUCUUUCGGUUUCACAUGCGCAGGAGAAUUUCUCCCAAAGCACCGACAAAGGACUCUCGAAGCGAUACGACUCACCUUGCUCGUACGAGGAUGAUCGCGAGUCCGAGUGUACCAAUUUUGAUAAGCUGGAUGACUGGAAUGAUCUUAUAAACGAUUUGCAUAACAACAACAAUAAUAAUAAUAAUGCCGAUAAUGCGAACAGAGAUUUUAGAGACUACUACGAGGAUUACCUACUGACGGGUAAAGGACAGACUGGCACCGCUUCCGGCGGGCCCGGCGAAGGUGAAACAAACGAGGAAUGUGAUUCAAAAUCGAUAGAUAAAUUCUGCAAGGUGGAGGACAAGGAUGUGAUUGAUUCGGUUGAGAAAUCAAACGAUCCUCGCCCUGAUACGCCUGCUCUACUUCCUCGUAAAACGAUAACCACGGAAAAAUAUCGGAACUUUCAGGAAUAUCGUAAUCCGGCUGACGCGAGCGAGCGGGAAAUGUUCCUCGAUGAUAACUCGAACUCUCUUGCAGCGGAUAUGGACGAAACGGCCAUCAUUCAACCAAGUUCAGGUAAGCGUAAGUUUGCCUUCGAAGACCGAGAAGACUAUGAAUACGAGGUGAACACAUUGAUUGUGGAGAAAUUCCACAAGACUGAUGUCGUGCCGGAUCGUGGAUGUCAUCCUCCGAUUUCACUAAUCGACGAGGAAAAAUUCGCCAAGAUGACUCGGGUUGAGUUUCCCAAUAAAAUACCCGUUCCAGAGUUACACGAAUGCGAUGAGGGAAAGAAAGAAGCUGAUGAGUCCGCUCCGAUUGGGGGAGAAAUGGAGGAUAUCGCAACGACGCCUACGAACAGCAGGAACAUUCAGCAAAUGUUCCAUGACGAGAAGCGUUGAAAGCGGCAGCAUCCAAAGAUGCUUCCAAUGCUCACUUCCCGUUCGAAUCUAAAUUUUAAUCUACCGGAAAUUGAAAUGCUUUUUUUAAUUCCAUGAAUCUUUAUUCACUGACCAUUUCAUCAUCAAUACAUACUUUUACUUAACAUUUUUUUAUUUACAAUUUAAUCAGUAUUUCUGUUAUGUUAAACUAGAGUUAUUAUCUUAUAUAUC